AUGAAAAAGAAGUAUCAAGGCAAUGCAAGGGUGAAACGGGCACACCUUCAAGCACUUCGCACUGACUUUGAAGCACUUCAUAUGAAGCCGGGAGAGUUCCUUUCUAACUAUUUCUCAAGAAUGAUGGCGAUUGCAAACAAGAUGCGUAUCCAUGGUGAAAAGAUGGAAGAUAUUACAAUAAUCGAAAAAAUUCUUCUAUCGAUGACCUCAAAAUUUAAUUAUGUCAUUUGUUCUAUUGAGGAAUCGAGUGAUAUUGAUGCACUUUCAAUUGAUGAACUACAGAGUUCACUAUUGGUUCAUGAGCAAAGAAUCAAUCAUGAUGUCAAAGAGGAGCAAGCAUUGCAGGUCACAACCAAUAAUCACUCUUUAACAUCAAGAGGAAGAGGCCGAGGCUGA
Cornus florida is the source of this 396-nucleotide messenger RNA. RefSeq lists its product as uncharacterized. The record is from RefSeq and is a predicted model, not a curated record. The transcript has a single exon. NCBI's taxonomy places the organism in Eukaryota, Viridiplantae, Streptophyta, Magnoliopsida, Cornales, Cornaceae. The coding region runs from base 1 to 396 and encodes 131 amino acids.